Messenger RNA from Dinoponera quadriceps, 570 nucleotides. RefSeq lists its product as uncharacterized. Lineage: Eukaryota; Metazoa; Arthropoda; Insecta; Hymenoptera; Formicidae. The transcript has 3 exons. The record is from RefSeq and is a predicted model, not a curated record. The coding region runs from base 1 to 570 and encodes 189 amino acids.
AUGACAAGGCGAACAAAGAUCUCGAGCAGCGGCUCGCUUCGCGUUUCACACGUGAUAACAUUGAUAAUCAGUGAUAACAUCAAGUCAAGCCGCAAAUGGUCGGAGAUGAGUCAACAUUCCUGUCACAAAUGUAAUUACCGAGAUAAGCAGACAAACGAUCCCACUUGUAGCGUCAUUAUACCAAUUAUCCACUGUAUGACAGCAGCUAUUAUUAAUUGCAUAGUUGCAACAGAAAUUGGUAACGAAUUUAAAUUUCAACAUCUGGAAACGACUCGGAUUCUAGCAAAGUCAACAAUCCUAGAUUCGCGCUUUAAAAGACUGCACUUUAAAAGUGCUUCAGCAGUUUCUCAAGCAAUUCAAGUUAUUGACAAUCAGUUGAGAAAUAUGUUUGGCUAUGGACAACAAAACCGGGAUAAAGAAGAUACCCAAGAUGUUAAUGAUAUUAAUAAUGCGAAGAGUUCAUCUCAAAAUCUGUGGCAUUUGCACGAUAGUCUUGUGAUGAAAAAUAAAAAGAUAGCUGAUACAGUUUCUGAUAGUUGGAACCUGGAAUUGAAACAAUAUUUGAAUUAG